GGCUCUCUCGGAGGACUCGCACCUUUUAUUGGUUGUAAACCAGACCGUUGUAUAACAGCGUACACAUUCGGACACAUUGUCUGAAAUUGCGCAAAUCGAGUUAAUGGAGGCGGUUUUGGAUCUAACGCCGUUACCCGGGGCACAACAAGCAGUGUAGCUCACGUCGAGGGAGGAGGGAGGGAGACGUGGUGUUACCCACCAUCUCACUCUCCAGGAAAAAAGGAAAAAAAGAUCUUCUGAACGAUAUUUCCCAAGAAAGACGGACGCCAUCGGCAAGGAGGUCAGUCGCUUUCUGCGUGUACCGACAAAGAAAGCAGACACGUAGCUGCCGUCUUUGGGAGCGACGACUGAACCACCGACCGUGUAGACGAGAAGCCACGGAGGGAUUUGGUGGUAAAGCACGCGUGAGCAGCACGGAGCAUUGAUCUGACAGACAGGAUUGAUGUCUUUCAAUAUGUAAGAUGACAGCAGAAGUUUAACUCCAGGCUUCGAUGCAGAUGUAACACGUCAUCCUGGAUCGUCCUCAUCCAUGUGAGUCCAAGACAAGGAUUGGGCAAAAUAAGGUAUCGCUUCCAAUCCUGGCAGAGAAUGGCUAAUGGGUGGGAUGCAUACUUCCAUAACCUUCCCCCGCUAUCAUCAGAACCAAGCACAUUGACAAGUACAUCAGAGUCACAUGGAAGUCUUCCCCUCCAUAUAGAGAACUUCAUUGGACAUCAUGACUUUCCCAGCACAGACGCUUCACAUGAAGCUUCUGCAGCCAACUCAAAUUUCAACGCAAACUAUUACUCAAAUCCCAGUAUGGAAAAUCCCAGUUCAGACUGCCUUUACCCAAGAUACGGCAACGAAACCCCAUGGCAAGCUGACGGAGAACAAAUUGGAAAAGAUCACUUGCCAAGAUGCGGAAGUAAUGAAACCACAGAUUUUACCACGGAUGGAUUAUCAACAUUGGGAUCUUUUCCUUCAUCUUUUGCCACAGAUUUACAAGAACUUAAGCAAGACUGUGGAAUGUUAGCUACUUCAUUUCUUGAGGACUACUCGGAUGUCAGUAGCUGCUCCGAUGCAGAUAUGGGUGAAACGAGGCCCUCUUGUCAAUUUAUGGGAGGCAAAUCUGUUCCAAAAUCUAAAACUGAUGUUCCUACAAAACCCAGCUCGUCAGAAUGGCUUUUCACUGAUAGUGGAAAUAUGAUGGUUCCGACAGAGAGUUGUCCUAAUAUGUCAGAGACUAAUGUAGCUUUGCCAAGUACUUCAAAUGUGAUGGCAGGAGAAAACCUAGUUAAAGACCUGAUUGAAUGUCCAGCUAAAACUGUCAAAUCUGACAGAGGACACAAUCAGGCCGUAACUACUUCAAACAGGGUGAAAACUACAGGGAGCGAGACUGUUAAGGAGAGAGAUGAGCAUGGUGGCUGUACAGAUCAGAAACAAAAGGAGGGUGUGGAGAAAGAUCUCAAUCAAGGAAAUAAUUCACACAUCUCAAUAAGUGGCAAUAAAAAGUUGAUUGAUGAUGGAUUACAGUACCCGGACGGUAAUAAAGAAAAAACGCAGAUUGCUGUAGCUGUGCCAAAUAUCAUGACUACAUUGAACAAUGUCCAAGAUCUUUCAGACAAAGAAGUCCUAAGAAAAGAAAUUGAGGAAUCAUUCAACCAAAAGAAUGGUAAUCCUAACGCCACAAAAGAUCAAGAUGGUAAAAUGCGAGAAGACAAGCGUGAUGGAAGUGAAGUCCUAAAAAUCGAAAGGGAAUUAAGUUCAUUGAGAAAAGAGACUGUUGAUGAGCAGACAUCCCCAAACGCCAACUCCAAUGAUGGUCGAAAUGAAAUGAUGGAGACCAACAGUCAGAAGAAAGAAAUUCAGUCAUAUACUGAUCAACAGUGUAUCAAGUUGUCUGAUUCCACAGAUGCCACUCAUGAACUGGGAGAAUGCACAAGUACCUUGAAAAGUAACAAUCGGGAUGUUGAAUCCUGUUUGCAUUUACCUGGGCACCAGUUUUACAAAUGUUUGGCGAAGAACAACAUUUUACGCCCUGCUGUGACGAGUGAUGGUCAUUUAAGCAAUGCCAGUGAUAAGAAUGAGGAAUGUGUAGGAAGUCAUUUAGAUACCUGCUUACAGCCAAACCUCUCCAGCACAAAUGUAAAUCGCUGUCUAGAAAAAGAACAGACCAGUACAGCAAAGAAUAUAAAUACCAAUUCUCCAGAUGUUGGUGACCCUGUUGACACUAUUCUUCCUAUUGAUACAAGUGACAAGAAAAAGCAAGGAGUUGCUAAUAAUGUAGAAUCCUGCUUGCAGCCAAACCGCUCGAACUCAGAUGCACAUCCCAGUUUAGAAAUGGAAUGGACAAGUACUCCAGAAAAGAGAACAACAACCUCCUCGGCACCAGAUUGCAGUGACACCGCUCUGUCUGGUGACAGUAAAGAGAAACAGGUUUCUAAUGGUUUACAAUCGUGUUCACAGCCAAACACCUUAAGCACAGGAAUAACUACCUGUGGAGAAAAGGAAUGGACAAGUCCAGCAGAGAAUACAAAUGUUACCUCUUGUCCAGAUCAGCAACAGCCACAACACCAAAGUCCAGUGGCACUAGAACAAGGAAGUCUGAAUGGAGAUGUUACUGAACAUGCAGCAGAGUCGUUUAAAGAGUUGGACACAUUUGCAGAGGAGCCGUCCUUGUCUGGCGACUUCUAUGGUGAACCACUGUCAAGAGAGGAUUCUUCAUCUGAUGCUGAUGAAAUACAACUUGACAAAAGUCCAUAUAAAGACACUUCUGUGGCUAAACCUGAUGGUAACAGCAUGAACUCUUCAGAAGAUCAAGCACCUCAACUCAAAUCCGCUACACAAAUGAGAAAACGCCUGCAACCUGUUGUAAUAUUGAAGACACCAGAGUUAGUAAAUGGAGCGAGUAACUCUUAUCAUUGCGCCGAUUGCCAACAUACAACUCACAAUGUCGAUCAUCUAAUUGAACACCACCAUUGUUGCCAUUCAAUGCAACACUUCCAGUUUUGCAUGACUUGUAAUGUCUACCUAACGACGGAUGAACAAUCACAGAAACAUGUGUGUUGUGUGACCAAAGGUGGCCCUCGACUCUCUUCUGACUCCAGCCCACCGAGGAAAAGAAAACGCCGUGGCAAGCACAGGUGCGUUAAAUGCAGACUCGUAUUUGCAAAAAUAACUCAAUAUGUCAGGCAUAUACGAUCUCACACUGGCACGACACCCUAUAAGUGCAAUCUCUGUGGAUGCUACUUUGCACAGUCUAGUAGCAUUCGAAGACACAGGCAGGUACCUGGCAGAUGCAAGGGAUUAAAACGUGAAGUUAGAAAUUCUGAUGCUAAUUCUAAGAUCAAGGAAAAUGAAACGCCACUUAAAAAGGAGUCUGUACGGAACAAACCAUAUCAAAAUCUACCUGAAUGUUAUGUAAAGCUUGUCAACAUUUUUAAAAUUCAUCCUUGUAGUUUAUGUGGUAAAAACUUCCCAACUUUGGACAAGGUCAAAAAGCACUUCUACAACGUACACAAGGGGAAAGAUCUGGCAGUUGCAUCUAGUCAGUGUCCCACAAAACACAGUGGUGAGAAAACCGCAAAAGUGGAGAGUGAGACGAGAGGAAAAUAUAAAUGUCCUCUCUGUCCCCGGCUUUUCAAGUACUCCUACAACAGAGCUCGCCAUUUGCGUGACUGUGUACGAAACUCCAUAAGUAGUGGGAAGGAAACAGUUUCCGGUAAAUAUCGUUGUCCCUUGUGCCAUCUUACCUUCACCCUAUCAAGCAACCGACAUAGACAUAUCAGAGCGAUUUGCCUCAGAGAAUGUGUAAAUCGACUUGCUAAGGAGAUGAUAACAUCAAAGGAACAGGUUGAACCGAAAAAAACGAAGGAAAAAAAUAAGGAAAUUGAACCGAUAAAACAGCCUACGGAAAUGGAAGAGGGAGAAAAAAAAACCGGAGCUUCAACAGACCUCAAGAAUGUACCACGUUACAGAUGCAGUCUUUGUCCAGCCGCUUUUUAUCACGCUUCCGGAAAGCACAGACAUAUGAAGAAACAUGAGGCAUUUAAAGUCACUGGUAAAAUGUUCAAGUACAGGAAUUCAGUUCUCUCCACCUUGUCUAAACCAGAGACUAUAUGUAGUGGAGACACUAAAGAGAAAAAGGACGACUCCAAAUCAACUGAGACAACUGGCAAUCCUGACAUGAGCUGUAAGUUUUGUGGAAAAUGUUUUACCCUACGACAGUCUUUGAAGAGACAUGUUCGCAUUCACGUAGGCGAAAAACCAUACCUCUGUGUGGAAUGUGGCAAAAGAUUCAAAAAACGUAAUCAUCUGAUUGGUCAUAAAAUUGUUCACCAGAGGAGGAUACAGUGCACUGUCUGCAGAAAGAUUCUUCCAACUAUUGGUGAUCUGAUCCAGCAUCGAAGCUCCCAUCAUAAAAGGGGCAUGCUUGGAUGCCCAGACUGUCAUCUACAGUUCCAGUAUCCGGCACAUCUCCUUAGGCACUUAGACGCCCACAAAAAAAGAGAAGAGAGGAAAAAUCGGCUUGGAAAAAGACCAUCGUUAAAAUCAGAGGAGUCCUCUGUGGAAUCUGUCAAAGAUCAGAGUGGGCCAAAGCAGCUACAGUGCUCUCUAUGCAAAAGAGAAUUCAACGACGCCCGAGUGCUAAGAAGGCAUUGUCUUACACACAUAUCUGUGUCCUCGUCAAACCAGUGUCCGUUUUGCAAAGAUGAUUUCCCUAAUCGUCGCCAUUUGCUGCGCCACAUGGUCCAACAUACUGGAGACAAGCCCCAUGCCUGCACUAACUGUGGAAAAAUGUUCUACCGUAAAUUGUAUCUUAAACUUCACUUGGAGAAGUGUUUGCCUGCUCGAACCAGACAUCUGGUCCCAAUUGAGUCUGACGCUAAGGUGGGGCCACAUGUGUGUUUCUACUGUCCACGGGCAUUUUUUAAGAAGAAUCGUCUGAAAAAUCAUCACCGUGGCCACAAGACAAACAAUCUGCUUGAAUGCUCAAGAUGUGGUCAUUACUUUGGAAUGACAAAAUUAACUCACCAUCAAAAGAACUGCCCAGAAACUCCAGAGCUCAAUAACGGCGUAUCUGUUAACGGCGAUGUCUGUAAUAGCAAUUCACAGACGAGCCCAGCUGUCUGCAUAGUGCCUCCAAAGUCCAAUGCAACCAAGCUGCUUCUCCUUAAAUGCACUCACUGUAAAAAGAGGUUCAGGUACAAAUCGUUACUUCUGAGACAUCUUGUGUCACACACUGGUGUGAAACCCUAUGCAUGUAUGCACUGUAGACAGAGAUAUGGAAGUCGGACGAUGUGUUUGCAGCAUGAAGCUUUCUGUGAUGGCCGUAACAAGGAGGGACCGUUGAAAGUCAAAGAUACUGCUGCAACUCAAUUGUCGAAGACGCCGACUCUCAGUGAGGCGGCACAAACGCCUAAAGCAGAAGGUGAAGAGUUAAAAUGCAAAUUCUGCACCAAGACUUUCAUGAAAUCACGAAGCCUGAGACGUCACAUUUUGACACACAAUGACGUGAAACCAUACCGCUGUAAAGUCUGUGACAGCUGCUUUUCAAGGUAUGAUCAUCUGAAAGGACAUCAGACUCGCUGUAAAGGGAAAAAAACACGAUUGGAGGUCUGUAUUCCCAAAGUCAGUUUAGAUGAUGUUGGCAUGGGUUGGAAAAAUAGGAUCGGUAGUCUGUCAGCUGCUGAAAACCAGGAGACCAUUGAGUGCAAAGUCUGUGCAAGAAGCUUCUCCACUCAUUCUAAACUUUCCCGACAUGUCACUAUGUUCCACAUGACAAAAUUAUUCAGGUGCACACCCUGUGGCUCAUCAUUCACUCAUGAAAGAUCUCUGAUAAAGCACAAGAAGAUGAGGAUUUGCCGAUCUCGCUCCAGUGACAAAAAUGCUUUACUGCCACUGGAGGCUAAUCCACCAACAAAAAAUGUGACAAACCCGCUUAAAGUGAUGAGGAAUAAAAUAAUACAGCGUAUCCAGCCUUAUUUGAACAAAAAGUACAAAUACAUGUGUAGUUAUUGCCCCCGUGCUUUUCUAAGCACCUGGCAAUUGAGUGUGCACACCCGAUUGCACACAGGAGAGCGGCCAUAUGCCUGUGAUGAUUGUGGUCAGAGAUUCAUAAGAAAGGAUUACGUGAAGCGUCAUUCCGUAAGGUGCACCAAAAAACGAUGCAUUGCAACUCCGAGAUUAUCCAAGUCCGUAGUUUGCCAAAGCCAACAGUCAGCACAUAGAAGCCCACCAAAGGGCUUUUCUUGUGCAUACUGUAGUUCCCGUUUCUUGCUAUUUUCACAGCUUCAAGAGCAUUUCUUAAAUGCACACAAGCUGGAAACAAAGGUUCCACCAACAUCCUCUGCUCCCCUACAACACCAUCUGUCAAGUAUUCCAAACAUCAAAGAAGAGCCCAUGGAGGAGAAUUGUGAUGGCGCUAAAUCGAUCUGUGAAGUAGAUGCAGCUCCUGGCAGUAAGGUCCCCAAUCCAGUGUCCUGCCCAGUGUGCAAUAUGUCCUUCACAAACAAAGCUGGACUAACCGGUCAUAUGCGUGUACACACAAUGGAGCUUCCUUUUAAUUGUAAAAUAUGCAAGAAAGGCUUCUGGAAUAAAAAGCUUCUCCAUAAUCACAACAGGAAAUGUAGAUAUGGGCAGUUUUCAGAGAGGACAACCCAGCAGUUGGAAGUCCCUUUGAAAGCGGAGAUUGAUUUUGUUCCGAAUGACUCUGUUCUUGUCUUCAACGAGGCCUCCGAAUCAAGUUGCACUGGCGUUUUGCAGACCAACUUCUCUUGCAAAGAUGACUUGGUGGACACAUCCACAGAAAAUUCUGAAGGAAAACCGGUGCAGAGCAGCACAAGCAAAGAGAAAGCUGUGCAGUAUCAAUGUUCAGAAUGUGAUCAGAGCUUCACGGAUGGUUUGAUGCUUAUUAGUCACCUUGAAGAACAUGGAAGACAAGAACAAGCGAAAAAGCGCGUCACGUGUAUUGUGUGUGGGCUUGGGUAUUCUAAUCGAGCACAUCUUGCAAGACACAUGAAGGUCCAUGCAACUAAAGAAAAACACUCUUGCCCGGACUGCUCCAUGGUUAUGAAGACCUUAUCUGAUCUUGAAAUCCACCGCACAUGUCAUGACCCAAAUAGGCCUUUUACUUGCAAACUGUGUAGUCAGAAGUUUUGGACAAAUCCAUCUUUAUGUAAUCAUUACCGAGAAAAACAUCCAGAUGAUGUGUAUAAUUGUCGUUUCUGUUACAAGACGUAUUCGGUCAAAAAAUCACUGGCGAGACAUUCCAGAAUGUGCCAUCCGCAAGCGCAGAUGAAGCCUAGGAGAAAUGUAAAGGCAAAGCGCAUCCCUGAAAAACACUCCAGCAGUCGAGUCAGCACAGCUGCUGAACACCAUGAGGAUGGAAAUACCGGCAGUGAGGACAAUGACUCAGACUCUGCACCAUACUUCCCAUGCCACGUGUGUGGAAAGACAUUCCCAACGUCAGAAAGUCUUGAGGACCAUCAGCGGUGUCACCUGGGCGAUAAACCACACGAAUGUGAAAAAUGUGGUCGGUGUUUUUUCCAAGCGUCUCAGUUGCAGCAGCAUCAACGAAUGCACAAGUCUGAAUAUCAGUGUCAGGCCUGCGGUCGGGGUUUUGUCUCAUUCUUUUCCCUACGUACACACAAGCAUACUCAUGGAAAGAACCGUCCCCACCGUUGUCCCAAGUGUGACUUCAGUUUCACAGGGCCCUUGCAGUUGGCAGAGCACAUGUCCAUCCACCGUGAAGAGAACUUCCCAUGCGAUAUAUGCAAUCGUGUGUUUCUCUCCAAGAGUAGUCGAGUUGAGCAUCGGAAAAGCCACUCUAAUUCAAGUGACUGCCCCUCGCCUCCAAUGUCAUGGAAAGGAAACGAGAAGUCUGCUUCCCUCUCUGAAGGCUCAUCAGUAUCCCCUAAAGAACUUAAAUAUCGGUGCGGUGUUUGUGGUGAGCGUUUUCGUGACCUAGAGGAGCUCUCGGAGCACGGAUGCAUAGAAGCCGCUGAGCGGCCAUACUCCUGCUCAGACUGCCAGCAACAUUUUCUGCAUGCAUCUCACCUGAAAAAGCAUCGGACCAGCCAUCACACGUCAUGGUCUAACGGUGGCUUUAAGUGCAGUCAAUGCAACAUCACCCUUUCCACCUCUCAGAGCUUCCUCUCCCACCUGAAGAGCCACGGUGAUACUGCAGCAGAAAUUGGACCCAACACUAAAGGUACAGAUGGAGAUCGAUUCAAGGCUUUAAUGUGUCCAGUUUGCCGUCAGUGUUUUGCCAGUGCCGUUGAGUUGAUUAGUCAUUUCCCCACACAUUCUGAUGGUACCUUUGAGUGCAACAUUUGUAAAAUGACAUUUCCCUCGAAAAGUGCGCUUGAGGAACACGAGCGAAGUCAUGUGACGUCGGCUACGGAAUUUGAAUGCACCGAGUGUGGCCAGCGCUUUUGGGGGAAAGAUGCUUUCAAACAGCACCACUGUUCUCAUCAUAAGCACACAUCAAAAGAGGCGGAAUACUCUAAUGCGUCAGCUAAGGUGGCCGCUCCAACUUAUUAUCAAGCAGCUGGAGAGGAAGAGGAGAUUGACGUGACCGGAGAGGACUUGUACAAUUGCCAAGUUUGCUCAAUGCAGUUCUUCUCAAAGAGCGGUCUUUUGGAGCACCAAAACAUACAGCACCGAAAGGAGAAGCGCUUCAUAUGUGAGCUUUGCGGGGAAAGUUUUGCCAGGAGGCGGUACCUCAAAGAGCACCAGCGAAGGCAUAGUGAAGAAUCCACAGCUCAGGCAGUCGAAAGCCAGUUCACGUGUACCCAGUGCCACACCAAACUCGAUACAGCACAAGAUCUGUCGUUGCAUAUGAGAUUGCACGCUGAAAUAGAAGUUGGAGCGUUUCGCUGUGAUAUGUGCUACAAGUCAUUCAGCCAGUGGUCUCAUCUGAAGCGGCACCAAGAAAGCCAUGUUGGCCAAAUAGUAUAUGAAUGCACAGAAUGUGACAAAGCCUUUGCUUUCCCUCACCUUCUGGAUGAACAUCAACAGACUCAUGCUGGGUCCUCUCAGUAAUGGUUGUUGAAUACCAUCUACCUUUUCUUCCUUUUGAAUAGCUAGCUAUAGUAACUUGAAAUCCCUCCAUGCCUUGCAUCUGACUCUGUACCUUCAUUUGUUCUCACAGUUUAGACCCAAUAGGUAUUUUUUCAUCCUUGUUGUAUACUAACAAAGAUAAUGUCUUUGACUGGGCAUCUCCCUCUGCGGUUAUAUUUAGUGUAUAUAUUUUCUGAUUUGUAGACAGUCAUGAGCCAGAUAGUUUCUUGACGGUGUUUGUAAAUCUAUGACAGACUUGUGUAAAGCCGUUUAACAUUCUAUGUGCUGAAGACAGACAAAGCAGGUUAUGAUAAGAUGUUUAUGAACGUUUCUGGAUAAAGACUGUAAUUGUUAUGGAACAUGAUAAUCGUUCAUGUUUAAAAUAGCCUUUAGUUUUGUUGAUAUUAUGUAUCUUAAACUUCUAACUUGUCGUUUUAAUCAAUUGGCAUUUUCUACGACUUCCUGAACUAUAGACCAUUUUGUAUUUUUCAGUUACAGUUCCUUGUAUUUAUAAUGGCUUGCAUUUUUUUUUUCAAGUAAAUUUAACGAAAAUGUAUUGUAAAUGAGUUAAAAAAUCUGUUCGAAUUGAAUAUUGUUUUCACAAAAUUAACCCUCGAAUGUUGCUUUCUUAAGAAAUUUGAGUUGAUGCAUUCAAUUAAGGAGUAAAGUCAACUAGAAAAUC
This is a messenger RNA of Pseudoliparis swirei, 9724 nucleotides long. Its product is annotated as zinc finger protein 1035. The transcript is spliced from 4 exons. Lineage: Eukaryota; Metazoa; Chordata; Actinopteri; Perciformes; Liparidae. The record is from RefSeq and is a predicted model, not a curated record. Bases 589 to 9024 code for a protein of 2811 amino acids.